UGGACUGGGUAGUCGGCCAGUGAGCAGCAUGGAGGCGCCCUGGGGGAUCGUGGACGCUGAGCCCGGCUGGUUUGUCUCUGCCAGGCAGCCCGAAGAGGCGGAGGCGGAAGAGUUGAGCCCGUUGCUUAGCAACGAACUUCACAGACAGGGAUCCCCAGGUGUUUCAUUUGGUUUCUCAGUGUUUAAUUUGAUGAAUGCCAUCAUAGGAAGUGGUAUCCUUGGCUUAGCUUAUGUUAUGGCUCAUACUGGUAUCCUUGGAUUUAGUUUCUUGCUGCUGAUAGUCGCUCUCCUGGCUUCUUACUCAGUUCAUCUCCUGCUUAGUUUGUGUAUUCAGACAGCUGUGACAUCUUAUGAAGAUCUUGGACUCUUUGCAUUUGGAUUACCUGGAAAGAUGGUGGUAGCAGGCACCAUAAUAAUUCAGAAUAUUGGAGCUAUGUCAUCUUAUCUUUUAAUUAUUAAAACAGAGCUUCCUGCUGCUAUUUCAGAAUUUUUGUCUGGAGACCAUAGUGGGUCUUGGUAUCUUGAUGGAGAAACACUGCUAAUAAUCAUCUGUGUUGCCAUUGUGUUCCCUCUUGCACUUCUUCCUAAAAUAGGCUUUCUUGGCUACACAAGUAGUUUAUCAUUUUUCUUUAUGGUGUUCUUUGCUCUUGUGAUAAUAAUCAAAAAAUGGUCCAUCCCUUGUCCUCUGACAUUAAAUUCUGUAGAGCAAUACUUCCAGAUUUCAAAUGCUACAGAUGCUUGUAAACCAAAGCUCUUUCAUUUCUCCAAAGAGAGUGCUUAUGCCAUACCAACCAUGGCUUUUUCAUUUCUCUGCCACACCUCAAUAUUGCCCAUAUACUGUGAACUUCAAAGACCGUCUAAGAAAAGGAUGCAGAAUGUAACCAAUACAGCAAUUGCUUUAAGUUUUCUCAUUUAUUUUAUAUCUGCACUCUUUGGGUACCUCACUUUUUAUGACAGUGUGGCGUCAGAAUUACUACAAGGUUAUAGUAAAUACUUGCCACAUGAUGUUGUCGUCAUGACUGUGAAGUUAUGCAUACUAUUUGCUGUGCUUUUGACAGUCCCUCUAAUCCACUUCCCUGCAAGGAAAGCUUUAAUGAUGAUGUUUUUCUCCAAUUUUCCAUUCUCAUGGAUUCGCCAUUCUUUGAUCACUAUAGCUCUCAAUAUUAUCAUUGUUUUACUUGCAAUAUAUGUCCCUGACAUUAGGAAUGUACUUGGUGUAGUUGGUUCCAGUACAUCAACAUGUUUGAUUUUUGUGUUCCCGGGACUGUUUUAUCUUAAACUGAGCAGAGAGGAUUUUCUCUCAUGGAAAAAGUUGGGGGCGUUUGUUUUGCUCAUCUUUGGUAUUUUGGUUGGUAAUUUUAGUUUAGCACUCAUUAUUUUUAAUUGGAUUAAUAAGUGAAAGAAAUCUUUUCCCACGUCUUUUGCUGAAUGAUUUACCUCCAGAUGCAAAAAGGAAUUAUUCUGGAAGGCACCUUGGAUGAUCCUCUUUAUAUGGCCUAACAUUUUUGCAAACAUUGACAGAAAAGCAGAACAAAACAGGAGUCGGUAGGGGAAAGUAGACAUAGCAGUUUUAAUCAAAAUAAGAAACUCAGAAUGCCCUUAAAUAUGUUGAGCAUCUUUUGUUUGUGGUUUUUUUUUAAUUAACGGACUUUAUUUUUUAGGGUAGUUUUAACGUUUACAGAAAUAAUUGAACAGAAAGUACAGAGAGUUCUCAUAUAUUCCCUCACUCCAGCACACCCGUAGUGUCCCACAUUACUAACAUCUUGCAUUAGUGAAGUACAUUUGUUAUACUUGAUGAGCCAACUUUGAUACAUUACUAUUAACUGAAGUACAUAGUUUACAGUAGGGUUCACUUUUGAUGCAACCACUGAUCUUUUUACUGUCUCCAUAAACACCAUGAGCAUUCCCCAUGAGCCUUUUCUAAAAUGUCAUUUGGUGGAAUCAUAUAGUAUCUAACCUUUCGGGCUGGCUUCUUUCACUUAGCAAUGUGUGUUUAAGUUUCCUCCGUGUCUUUUCAUAGCUUGAUAGCUCUUUUUUUUUAAUCACUGACAAUAUUCCAUUGUAUGGAUGUACCACAGUUUGUCUCACUGACAAUAUUCCAUUGUAUGGAUGUACCACAGUUUGUUUUUCCAUUCACCUGUUGAAUGACCUCUUGUUUGCUUCCAAAUUUUGGCAUUUGUGAAUAAAGCUGCUACAAACA
Molecule: messenger RNA, 2200 nt
Organism: Orcinus orca (killer whale)
Lineage: Eukaryota; Metazoa; Chordata; Mammalia; Artiodactyla; Delphinidae
Gene: SLC38A6
Product: solute carrier family 38 member 6
Exons: 16
Coding region: 29-1399 (456 amino acids)
Biological process (GO): amino acid transmembrane transport; L-glutamine transport
Molecular function (GO): L-glutamine transmembrane transporter activity
Source: RefSeq, a predicted model, not a curated record